This is a messenger RNA of Paramuricea clavata, 1285 nucleotides long. NCBI's taxonomy places the organism in Eukaryota, Metazoa, Cnidaria, Anthozoa, Malacalcyonacea, Plexauridae. The record is from the annotation of a GenBank genome assembly.
AUGGACAAAGGAAGUCGACAUCUAACAGCAUUUAUCACCCCGUGGGGUCUUUAUGAAUGGGUGCGGAUCCCGUUCAGAUUAAUGAAUGCACCUGCUAGUUUCCAAAGAUUCAUGGAGCACUGCUUGGGUGACUUGAGGGAUGAAAUUGCUAUACCAUAUUUGGAUGAUGUAAUUGUUUUUAGUCGCACAUUCAAUGAACAUGUUGAUCAUCUUCGAAGAGUUUUGCGACGUUUAAAGGAACACGGCGUUAAGCUGAAACCGCAGAAAUGCAAUUUGUUUAAACGGGAGGUUUGUUUUCCGGGACGUAUUGUGUCAGAGCAGGGUUAUACUAUGGAUCCGAAAGGCAUCGAGGCUGUAGAAUCGUUGAAGGAUACUACACUGACAACCAUUGGAGAAGUAAUUAAGACCCCUAGUCGGACUUCUAGGUUAUUAUCGCCGUUAUAUCCCCAACUUCUCACGAAUUGCUAAGCCAUUGUACGAUCUCAUCAACACGGAUAAUAGCACAAGGCCCACUGGGGGCAAAAAUGGUCAUUUGGCAUCCUUCACAAAGAUCCACUGGACACAAAAACACCAAGAAUCUUUGGAGAAACUGAUCGGCUUUCUAACAAGCCCACCUAUCAUGGCUUAUCCUGAUUACUCAAAAUCUUAUGUUGUCCACACAGACGCAUCAAAGGAUGGUCUUGGGGAAAUCCUUUACCAAAAACAAGACGGAAAGAUGAGAGUGAUUUCUUAUGCAUCAAGGACACUGACUCCACCAGAAAAGAAUUAUCAUGCACACUCUGGUAAACUCGAAUUUCUUGCUCUUAAAUGGGCAAUAACCGAACAGUUUAAGGACUAUCUUUAUUAUGCGCCACAAUUUACGGUUUACACGGACAAUAAUCCUUUGACGUACGUAUUGACAUCAGCCAAAUUAAAUGCGACAGGUCUUAGAUGGAUCGGUGAGCUAGCUGACUACAACUUCAAUAUCCGUUAUCGCCCAGGUAAAGCGAAUGUGGACGCAGAUACGCUCUCCCGAAUGUCUUUGGAUAUGGAUUUGUACAUGACGUCGUGCACUGAAGAAACCACACAACAAGUUCUCCAGGCAACGAUAUCAGGUGUCCAAAUACAAGAAAAAGCUCCUUGGGUCAGUACCCCAACCGAUGAACCUACAGUACUUAUCAAAGAGACGCAGGGAAAGCCAUGCCCAAAGGCGGCCGACGUCCCCACAGCUCAGCAGAACGAUCCCGUUAUCCAAAGAGUUUUGCAGUUGAAAAAAACAACUGCGAUAACCUUCCGCAAACAGUGA